GAGCCCCGUCAUGGACGCCGCCUCUUGGCCUGCGCUCUCAGAUUCCGCGAAGGCCUCGGCCAAUUCGUCGUCGUCGUCGGAAUCGUUGAAGUCGCUCUCGGAUGGAUCGGCCUCCGCCCCCGCGGUGCCAGUGGCAUCAUCGUGCCAUGUAAAAUCUGAGACUGGAUCUUUGAGCCUUACACCGGUUCAGAAUCCAGUGUCCCCUUCCCGACGGAUCGCCGGAGGAAGCGGCAGUGGAAAUGGAAGCGGUAGUGGUACACCAAGUGGGUCGGCAUUGGCCCGGCGUCCAUGGAGAUUCCGGUGGCUGAACCUUCUCCUAGAGCCCCUCGGAACGGUGGGCCCCAUUUCGGUGGUGACGACCGUCGUGGUUCCGGUGGCGGCAACAGAAGAGGUCCUGCCACCGUGGGGGGCCCCAACCAUCGGCGUGACAGCAGCAGUGGAAUCACCAGAGAAGCCAUCAUCCUCAGCCACGAGGAGGGUUUCGGUCAUUCCCGAGGGCCCCACCGCCGCCGCCAAUGUCGCCGUCCAUCAUGAGGCCUCCACUCCGGCCGUUCCCUGGAAAUCCCAUGGGCUUCCACGAUGUGCCUCAUCCUAUCUACAUUAUGCCUCAACCGCCGUCCGUACCUUUUGUGCCGUAUCAAGUUCCAAAUGCCAUGUUUUUUCCGGCAUUGGAUUCUCUGCGUGCUCAACUGUUGCACCAGAUUGAAUACUACUUUAGUGAUCAGAACUUAUCUAAAGAUGAAUUCUUGAGGCGGCAUAUGGAUGAUCAGGGUUGGGUUCCUAUAUCUGUGAUUGCUCGCUUCAAUAGAGUGGCGCUAUUAACUAACCAACUGAUGCAAUUAACUAACAACAUACAACAGUUUAUACUGGAGACUAUGCGUUUGUCAACCGUAGUUGAAGUGCAGGGUGAGAAGAUAAGGAGGCGAAAUGUUUGGGGGAAUUACUUGCUAACUGAUGGUGUGGCAACACGCUUAACAAACCUCAACAUAAGGGGUUGAUACAAUUACGACGCGUUAUACUGGAUCAGAUUUUGGAAAACUGAACGAUCAGAACACGAAAGAUCAGGUGUGAACGGAGAUCCUGAAAAGGGAUGGAAUGGGAGCAGACAAUUUACUAUGUUUACCAGAUCAAAAUCGACAUUAUAAAGGUCUUGUUGGGUUAGUCUGGUUCAAGAGUUAGGGGCACAACAAAUUUUGAUAAACAAAAUUUUGUAUGACUGGAGAUUCUGGUGCCCUAGUCGAAUCUUUCAAAAGAAAUUUUAUGUAUUUAUCUGAUGUUCCAUAUAGUUUGGGUGGACGUUGUGUUUGGAUGGACAUCCAAUUUGCCUCAAUUUUUUUUUAUUGAAGGAUAACCUCAAUUUGGAGCCUUAUAUAAAUUUUUCGCUUAGAUGCCAUUUUUUCAA
Asparagus officinalis (garden asparagus) is the source of this 1402-nucleotide messenger RNA. Its product is annotated as la-related protein 1B-like. The transcript has 6 exons. Gene Ontology annotation, molecular function: RNA binding. Bases 516 to 998 code for a protein of 160 amino acids. The record is from RefSeq and is a predicted model, not a curated record. Lineage: Eukaryota; Viridiplantae; Streptophyta; Magnoliopsida; Asparagales; Asparagaceae.